ACGUGGUAGAUGGGUAUAAAAACUUUGUGAUGACUGUGCUGAGUUGUCAGUUCUGAACAUGAUUUCAAAAAUUGUUGUCGUCGUGUUUUUGGCCGGCUGUUUAGCUGAUGAACUGAUCCAAGUACAAGUGAUAUUCAGGCAUGGAGACAGAACACCAAUGGAAACAUACCCCAAUGAUCCUUACAAAGACAAACUGUGGGCUCAGGAGGACCCAGGACAGCUAACCAACGUAGGAAAGCAAAAACAGUACGAGUUAGGACAAUGGAUCAGAAGCCGUUACAGCAGUUUCCUGCCCUCAAAAUACUCCUACACACAUUUAAAAGUAAUUUCAGACGACAUGGACAGGUGUUUGAUGUCAGCCGGAGCUAAUUUAGCUGGCCUGUAUGCUCCAGAGGCUGGACAAAUUUGGAAUCAGGUUCUACAUUGGCAGCCAAUUCCCAUUCACACUAAUCUGGCACUGUUGGAGGGAUCAGCCAGCAAUUGUCCAAGGAACGACGCCCUUUUAGACAAGGUUCUGAACACCCCAACCUAUCAGGCCAUUGACCAGUCCUAUACAGACGUGUACAAAUACCUGACCUUGCACUCAGGAAAAAACGUGACAAAUCUAAUGGGAGCUUGGACAAUCAGAGACGUGAUGUACAUCGAGUCAGUGUUGGGCUGGGAGUUGCCCAGCUGGACGAAAGAAGUCUACCCCAAACCGUUGGAUCAAAUCUCCGCCAGCUUCUUCCAAGCCAGCACGGCCAACAAAGAGAUCGCCCAGCUUAACGUUGGACCCCUCUUCACCACACUCACUGAAAACUUCAACGCCACAGAAAAAAUGAUUUAUUACUCAGCCCACGACUCGAACAUAGUAGAUGUUUUGCACGUUUUGGCGCCGACGUUUCCGAUUGGUUGUCCCAAGUUUGCGUCCAGCCUGUUCUUUGAAUUGUGGCAGAAAAACAGCCUUAAGUAUGUUAAAUUGUAUGUGAAGAAUGGCGACACCUUAUCAUUGGUGAACAUCCAAAACUGCGGUACCAGUUGCGAGCUGAACAAGCUUAACAAGAUUUUGGCGCCGUACAGUUUGACGUUGAAGCAAAAAGAACAAAUCUGCAACUCAUAAUUGUGGUUUAAAUAAAUAUGGAUGUAAGACUUCUUAAUAUAAACUUGCCAAAGCCGCUUUAAA
Molecule: messenger RNA, 1162 nt
Organism: Aethina tumida (small hive beetle)
Lineage: Eukaryota; Metazoa; Arthropoda; Insecta; Coleoptera; Nitidulidae
Product: prostatic acid phosphatase
Exons: 4
Coding region: 59-1099 (346 amino acids)
Biological process (GO): dephosphorylation
Molecular function (GO): phosphatase activity
Source: RefSeq, a predicted model, not a curated record